AGACUUUGCCACUUGCUAGGAAGGAAAGGAUACUAAAGCCUGCUCUCUGCUCACCUACCGUUUCUUGGUGGCUAUCGAUAGUUUUAGGGAAAGAACUGGCAUAUUGAAGUCAGUCGAGAUUCGUUUUAGUCCUAAAAAGCGCUUGUCAUGCCAGUGUUUGUGGAGGACCCCGCUCAGUUCUCCAAGCAGAGACUUAAGUCAGAGUUAGUUGCCAAUAACAUCACGCUGCCUGAUGCAGAGAGCAAAAAGCAAGUUUAUUUGGAUCUUUAUUUCACACACAUUGGUCAAAAAAGAGCAGCGGAUUUCUCUAGCGAUGAGGACGACGACCAGGUGCAAGACGUGGGAGAAGAGGAAAAGACAGAAGACUCAGAAAUGUUGGACUCUAAGGGAUUGACUGAUGAUGAGCUCAAGGCCUCACUGCUGAAACAUGGAGUCAGAGCUGGACCUAUAGUCGCCUCCACCAGGGCCCUGUAUGAGAGGAAGCUGGAAGGCUUACUCCAACCUGCUAGUCAACCAAAGCUGAAUGGCACAGGAGACACUGGCCAGUACUCUGACAGCGAAGAGGAAGAGGACAUAUCAGUUUCAGAACAAGCAGGACCAGAGACAGUAUCACACUUGGAUCAAAACCAGCAAGAAGACAGACAAACAGGGUUGAACUUUCAGAAUGGUGACACUUACCCCCAGUGUUUUAUGCAGUCAUCGAGACUGCGAGCUAGGAAGCAGCCGGGACGCUGGAAAUCCAAUCCCAGGAGGAAUGCAAGAAAUGUGGUGGAGUGGUGUGCGGAGUGGGGCCAGGAUCCCCUCUUGUCGCCCCUGGUGCUGAGUAAGACCUCAGUGGGCCAGCCUAAAGGAGCACGACCAGGGGUAUUGCCCCAGUGUGGUGCUUUGAUUGGUAACCGUGAGGACCCUUCCUCUUCUUCCUCUCAGACCUUCAGCAUCACUCAGAUGGUAGAGGAGAUUGAGAGUCGGUGCUCUCUCUCCACUAGAGCAGAAAGAGAAAGGGGGAACGGUGGGAGUGAUAUGGAGAGAGCUUGGCCAAGGUCCCACAGGGACUGGUCAAGGACUAUCAAAAACAUCACUUACAUACAGCCAAUCAAGGCACAAGAAGAGCCAAUCACAGAUGUCCUCAUGGAGAUAUUCCCCGAUACAGAGCCCACGCCCACUGGGAUAGUUGCAACCCGGCGGAGACCUAUAAAGGGUGCAGCAGGACGUCCGGUCCAGUUCAAGUACCCAGACACCCCUCUCAGUCCCACCACCAUGGAGAGACAGGAGCUGGAGCGUUUCCUCGUCCCUCUCUGGGUCCAAGUGGUGGCCUUCCUCAGCAUUGUCUGCCUCCUCUACUUAAUCUAUGCUUGUGUGGAGGACAGUUUAGACAAUCCCUUUGGGGCCUUCCUGGAAAACCUUAGCCUGAAGACAGGAGAUGUUGAGGUGAGCCUGGAGACUGGAGUUGAGGAGAGAUUGUUGCUGAAGGCCGAGCCUGCGGACACUCAGGUCCUAGACCCCCUUACUGGGCAGGAGUAGGCCCGUACUCUGUUGGCCUGUUUAGCCUUCUCUUCAUCAUCUUCCUUGUUGGGGUUUUAAGCGAUGAAGACUUCUUGUUUGGUUUGUUCCCCUAUGCACUUGGUAAAGUCACAGCUCAUAGCAAGCCAAGAUUACCUCACCUUGCCUCAGUACCUCACUGUUGUGAUGUAACAUCUGUAACAUCAGACUGUAACAUCCCAUGAGUUAUGUUACUGGUUGAGCUACAAAAUGUAUUCUCAUGUGAUGAAGGUAUUUCUGCAUUGAAUGUUUUUAUGUACAAUAUGUUUAAGACUGGGACGAUGUCUAUGGUGUAUUUGAACUGAGGACAUUUAUGAGUUAUCUUAACCUACUUGUUUGUACCAUGUGUCUUUUUUUAAAGAAUAGUUUGUUGUGUUUGAAUAAAGAUGUUUGUUUCA
Messenger RNA from Hypomesus transpacificus, 1937 nucleotides. RefSeq names its product LEM domain containing 1 (gene lemd1). Lineage: Eukaryota; Metazoa; Chordata; Actinopteri; Osmeriformes; Osmeridae. The transcript is spliced from 11 exons. The record is from RefSeq and is a predicted model, not a curated record. Gene Ontology annotation, molecular function: DNA binding. Bases 148 to 1521 code for a protein of 457 amino acids.